Pristis pectinata (smalltooth sawfish) is the source of this 3325-nucleotide messenger RNA. It is a transcript of the gene esm1, whose product is annotated as endothelial cell-specific molecule 1. Lineage: Eukaryota; Metazoa; Chordata; Chondrichthyes; Rhinopristiformes; Pristidae. The transcript has 3 exons. Bases 39 to 602 code for a protein of 187 amino acids. The record is from RefSeq and is a predicted model, not a curated record. Gene Ontology annotation, cellular component: extracellular region.
AGACACGGUCCAGGUGUAGGGGCGGGAACACCGCAAACAUGUCCAGCGCUAGCGCUCGUUUGUUGCUCUUGGUUCUGGUUGGCACCGUGGAAGGGUUCACGCUGAAAUAUGCGGUUGAUUGCUCCUACUCUUGUGAGCGGACCACCGCCUGUCCGGUGACGGCGGGCUGCAAGAGGACGGUGCUGGAUGACUGCGGCUGCUGCAAGGUUUGCGCAGCCGGCAGGGGAGAGGUGUGUUACCGCACCGUGGCCGGGAUGGACGGGGUUAAAUGCGGGCCUGGACUACGGUGCAACUUCAACAGUGAGGAGGACGACUUUGGAGACGAAUAUGGCAUUUGCAGAGAUUGUCCCUUUGGAACCUACGGGUUAGAAUGCAGGAAAGUUUGUAAGUGUCCGUUCGGGAUCUGUAACAGAGUGACCGGGCAGUGCACGAAGUUUCCGUUUUUUCAAAUUCCUGAAGCAAAAACUGGAAACCGGAGGAAAUCUGCGCCUCCGUCAGGAAACGAGCAAGGAUCGGGCUACAGCAUUGAUGACCUGAAGACGAAUAUGAUCAAAGAUAAAACGAACAGUUCGAUUGGAGAAAAGCAACAACCCCCACGCUGAUGUUCGUUUGGAUUUCUGGUCGGAGAGGAUGGGACUUACCAUUCAAACUCAUGGUGGCAACUUCCUUCAUAAAGCAACCAAUCUGUAUCGUAUUUAAUUAUGUAUUUGUGGACAUUGAAAGUGUUGUUUGUAUAGAAGUACUAUUUUUUGUAUAAUUGACAUUCUUGUAUUAUUACAUUUUGUAAAAAAAAAGUGCCUUAGCAAAUAUUUUGAAAUCUUCAAUUUCCGUGGUAGUUUUUGGAAAAGCCCACGCAAACACUGUAACCUCACAAUAGGAGAGAUGUGAUAGUAAAUUAGCUAAUACCAUGCUACACCCUAAUGAAUUGUAUCUGCCGUUUGCCCUGUACAGCAAAAAAUACCCCCUAUUUCCUUUGUUUCUUCUGUGGUGCCAAGUACAACAAACCUGAAAGAAUCCAUGAAGCCCAGGUCAGACUUAAAUAUUAACUCAUAUGUAGGAAGACAUCUCCAGCAAUCCUCCCCAAUUCUUGGAAAAACGGAUUACUAAGCAUUUGCCAGAUAUUCUAGUACCUUAUCACUUGAACUUCUUCUUUCACCUCUUAGAACUUACUAUUUCAUAAGUGUUAUAAUGUUAAAUACUCCUUUGAACUUUCCUUUCUUAAAAAAAGCAUAACACAUAGGAGUAGGGGUUGGUCAAAUGGGUUCUUGAACUUUCUCCAUUAUUCAGUAAGGUCACAGCUGAUUUUGGCUUCAGUACUUCCCUGCUAUUUCUAUUUUAGGUUUUCUUUCAGUUAAGUUUUAAACACAGUUUAAACACCUCUGCCUUUCCCCUCCUUCCAAUAUCUUGACCAAAUUGAAAUAAAAAACAUACUUUAAAAAUUCCUAUCCUUCCUCUAACAUUCUUUUUUCAGGACCUGGCAGAGCAUUUUCCUCAGCCUUUUUAUUUCCUCUCCAAUUCAGCUUUACAUAAGAACACAAGUAAUAGAAUAGAGUGCAAAAAGUAGGCAUAUAUGAUCUCUCAGCCCUGGUCCUCCAUUCAAUAGGAUCCUGAAAUUGUACGUUCACUUCCUACCCAGUACUCAUUUUUCUUCAUUUGUUGACUUUCAAAAGAAAAUCAAAUUUGGCUUUGAAUAAAAUUAAAUAAGUGAGCAGUCAAAGACCCAAUGGGAAGAGAUUUAUAAUUUCUAUCCGAAUCAGCCAAUUCCUUUACCUGUGGCUAUGUUCCUGAAUCCAGAGUUUCCAACCUGUGAAAACAACCUGCCAGCAUUAAUCCUUCUCAGAACUGUGUAUGAUUUAUUGAGAUGACCUCACAUUUUUCUGAACUCCAGCUGUCAUAGGCUGACUCUCUUCGAUCUCUCUUUGGUUCUUUCAUCCCAAGAAUCAUUUACAGUUUCUGCACUGCAUUGACUCCAAGAGAAGUAUUUUUUUCAAUGGCUAUGAAAACCAAAACUGCACACAACAUUCCAGGUAUGCUCUUAACAAUGACUUUCUCAUUUUAGUAAUUAAACACCCUUGCACUUAAGCCCAACAUAAUUUUUACCUUAAGUGCUUACUAUAACUGGAUAUUAACAUCCUGCAUUUCAAGAACUCUCUGUAAAUCAAUAUUUACCAGUUGGUCAUCAUUUAAAAAUAAUCUCUUAUUUUCUCCAUUCCGAAGUGUAACAAAUCACAUUUUCCCUUAUUAUACUCUAUUACCUUUCUACCUCUUUGCUUAAUUCAUACUUAUCAUUAUGCAAAUUCUUUGUGUUCUUCUCACAUCUCCAAAGUAUCACCAUUGGUAAUUUCUCACCCUCUAAGCCACAGCAUUGGCUUAUCAGUUAAAAAAAAGUAUCAUGUAUGCAAAUUGAUAACAGUAGUGGUCAACAUAAUACAGCUUGGCCUCAGAAAAUAUGUUCAAUAAAAUUGUACAUUAAAUUGAUGACAGCAUUCAACUUUAUAAUAUAUUGUCAUCAUCUAUGAUGAUAUUCUGAAUUUAGCUGUUUUAAUUGGUCAGAUAUUAUGCACAGCUAUAAGACAGUUUAGCUUGUUAAUAAAUAACAUAGACUUUGCUUGUGUUAAAACAUUGCAAAAUAAAUCUGACUUUAAUGUUCAUCAUCUUAGUAUGAAAGUGUUUAUAUUUCUCCUACAUUAGAAAUUUUCCAUUCAGACAAUGGAGAAAAAUGUUGAAUUUCAUUGAGCAUAUGCAUUAUAUGCAUAUUGGCAUAAAGCUGACAAAGAUGUGGAGGAAAAAUGUGGUUAUCUUUAUGAAACAAUUUGAUGAAGAUGUAAGUGAACAGUAUAUCAGUUGGUGUGUAAAAGAGAAGGAUUGAUGGAUGAUUCAGAUGGGAACUCUUUUUGUUGAAAAAUACUGAGCAAAAUGUUAACCCAAUUUGACACUCAAUGAAAAGUGAUGCCUUUGCAACUUUAUUUUAUUUUUAUUUUUAUUUGCAAAGUUAUUUUUUAAAUGUAUGCAACUCUAACAUGAAACUGAUGCAAAUAUUCUGGUGUUGCAUGAAUUUUAGAAACAAAACGUAAGAAUAAAUUCAAAUCUAUCCUGAGGAGGUAUGGAAUUUAGAAAUAGACUAUUAAGCUACUUUAAGACAGCAUUUUGUCUCAUGAUUCUGCGAUCUUUUUGGGUUUGAUACUUACUGCUAGAAGAAGGUGAAGACUUUUACUGGUUCUGUGCCUGACUAGUUCAACAAUAUUUUACAAAUGUCAUAUUAUUUCCCAAACUUGUGUUUUAAGUAAUAAAUAAAGCAAAGUUACCAAAAAUACCAGUAACUAUG